CCCUUUUUGAAGUAAAGACUACGUCAACGUUUCGUGUUGUUUUUUUUUUCGUUAAGUAUAAAUAAAUAUGUCAGUUCCUUCCUUUCGUCCAAGCAUAAACGACGUGGUCUUCACGAUUUUAUUUUAAAUCCGAGAAGGUGCUUAAGUUUUCGCACCAGAACGAACAUUUUUGGUCCUAUCGACCGGAUUAGACAGUACACGGAAUGGAAGACCGCGUUUCCUGCCAAAAUUUGUUUUAAUUUGUGAGUUAUCGUCGCUUUUCCGUCGUUCACCAUCCCAACACCGAGUUGAGGUUAUGGUUGAAAGUGCCGAGUAUGUCGUCACCGAAAAAUCUAUCGUCGCCGUCGCGAAAUAACAUACCGCCGCCGAAACAUGUCGUACAAACACCGUCGUCGAAACAAGCCUUUGCACAAACACCGCCUCCGCCGCCGCCGCGUACAUGGGAGAAAAAUAAAUACCCGAGCGAAAUGCAAACCCCGAUGGCUGCGAAUACUAGUUCGGUAUUUCCAAUGCGGCACGUCAAAAGUCGAGCAUUGAUUGUGUCCAGUCUGCAAAGAAUAUAUUCCUUUGUGCAGAAUUUCGAUUCAGAAACGAUGUCCUUGUCAGAGCUGGAGAUCAGAUUAGAGAUUCUGCAAAGCAUCUAUGGCAAAUUUAAUACAGUUCAGGAAGCCAUCAUCGCAUCUGCUCAAACUGAAGACGUCCUACAGAACGCAGAUGAGCAGGCGGAAAGGUUUGAAGGAGAGAGUUUGAUAGCUCCAGCAGAACCCGACUACAGCAACAUUCCGACGAACCGGCUUUCAAUGUAUCAGAACAUAAAACAACGGCAACAAGUAUUUUGGAAACGUUUCUCUGUGGAAUAUCUUAACACCUUGCAACAAAGGAUGAAAAACCGACGAUUAUCGCCAAACUUAUAUGUGGGACAAUUGGUCAUAAUUAAGGAGGAUAAUUUGCCGCCGCUCAAGUGGGCAAUGGGCCGCAUUGUCAGUUUGCACCCGGGAAGCGAUGGAUUAGUACGAGUGGUGGAGAUUCGUACUUCCGGUGGAGUAAUGAAGCGGAGUAUUUCCAAAAUAUGUCCUUUACCAACGGAGCAACAGUUGACCGAAUUGGAGAAUGAUCAAGCUGGUCACGUUAACGCCGGGGGUGGAUGUUCGCCCUUUUUGAAGUAAAGACGACGUCAACGUUUCGUGUUGUUUUUUUUUCGUUAAGUAUAAAUAAAUAUGUCAGUUCCUUCCUUUCGUCCAAGCAUAAACGACGUGGUCUUCACGAUUUUAUUUUAAAUCCGAGAAGGUGCUUAAGUUUUCGCACCAGAA
Armigeres subalbatus is the source of this 1310-nucleotide messenger RNA. RefSeq lists its product as uncharacterized. NCBI's taxonomy places the organism in Eukaryota, Metazoa, Arthropoda, Insecta, Diptera, Culicidae. The transcript has 2 exons. The record is from RefSeq and is a predicted model, not a curated record. Bases 315 to 1166 code for a protein of 283 amino acids.